GAGGAGCUUAGGAGCUCCCUGCGCCCAGAGAUACCUGGGUAAGGCCCAAGAUGGCUGCUUCCACCUAAAACAUAGGUGAGGGCAGCGCGAGCGGUUCCUGUCAUCUCCUUGGAGGUCACGCCUGGCUAGCACUCUGCUAUAGCUGCAUGCUGUUGUAGGGGAGAGACGGGCACGAUGGCAGGGUGCCUCGCUUCGGGUGCAGGAAGGCGCCUGUGGAGCUGGGUGCCCCAGGCCUGCAGAAGUUUCUCUCUGGGUGUUCCUGACUUGUAUUUUGUAAGGAACACCGUCCCGCCCCCCAAAGUGGUUGAUCGCUGGAACGAGAAGACGGCCAUGUUUGGGGUAUAUGAUAACAUCGGCAUCCUCGGAAAUUUUGAAAAGCACCCCAAAGAACUAAUCAAGGGCCCAAAAUGGCUUCGAGGCUGGAAAGGGAAUGAAUUGCAGCGUUGUAUCCGAAAGAAGAGAAUGGUUGGAUAUCGGAUGUUCAGUGAUGACCUACACAAGCUUAACAAACGCAUCAGCUAUCUCUACAAACAUUUUAACCGACAUGGAAAGUACCGGUAGAAGAGUAAGCUGGGGACUCUGGAAAAGGCAUAUCUAAUAUCCAGGUUGUUUCAAUAUAACUGUUAGCCAAAUGAGUGUCUGCGGCUUGGAAGAAAAUUCAGAAACAGAAGAGGGACACUUUGAAGAAAUGCUGUCUCACCAAAGUUCUUGAUGACUGACUACAUUGUGUGGAAAAUUAUGAACAUCUAAGACUUAGUCAAAA
This is a messenger RNA of Pipistrellus kuhlii (Kuhl's pipistrelle), 763 nucleotides long. RefSeq names its product mitochondrial ribosomal protein L51 (gene MRPL51). Lineage: Eukaryota; Metazoa; Chordata; Mammalia; Chiroptera; Vespertilionidae. The record is from RefSeq and is a predicted model, not a curated record. Bases 175 to 561 code for a protein of 128 amino acids. Gene Ontology annotation, cellular component: mitochondrial large ribosomal subunit. The transcript has 4 exons. Gene Ontology annotation, molecular function: structural constituent of ribosome. Gene Ontology annotation, biological process: translation.